AUGACUCAGAGCCCUUUGCCAUCACAGUACGCAUUGAAGGACGGCUACAAGGAAGCCGAGGUUGGUUUAACUCCGAAUGAGCAUACCCCACUGGAUGAGAUUGCCAGACGAUUAGAUGAGGACCUGACAGCCCUUAUUGUUCGGAACUACCAAAUGGCGUCCAAUAGUCUAAAGAGAUCAAGGUCAGACGGCCAUCAAAGCCUUGGUACUCAGCCCUCAAAAGAAGCGCGACUCUCAGUUCAAAGAUCGGUCCUUGAUUCAACUGUCGAGAUACAAAAGACGCCCGAAGAAUAUACAGUCGGCUGGAUCUGUGCUCUACCACUCGAAAUGGCAGCGGCAAGAGCGAUGCUGGACAAAAUUCACCCUAGUUUACCAACUCCACCGAAUGACCACAAUAGCUAUAUUUUAGGAAGCGUCGGGCCUCAUAACAUAGUGGUCGCAUGUCUCCCCGCUGGAGUAUAUGGCAUAGCGCGUGCAGCAAUUGUGGCCUCUCAAAUGGUAGCUACUUUCUCUUCCAUACGGUUUAGCCUGAUGGUCGGAAUCGGCGGCGGCGUUCCUAAUCGCGAACCUGAUAUUCGACUGGGUGAUGUCGUCGUCAGCAAACCAACCGGGCGACUUGGCGGAGUGGUACAGUAUGAUUAUGGAAAGACCGUUGCGAGUGGCAAAUUUGAGCAAACCGGUUCUCUAAAUAAGCCACCACAGACACUCUUGACUACUAUUGCGAAGAUGCAAGCCGAAACCAUGGUGUGUGGCAGCAGAAUAGCUAGCCACCUUGCUGAGAUGAUGCGCAAACACCCCCAAAUGCAGAAGUUUACCUAUCCAGGCCAGGACCGAGAUCACCUUUUCAGAGCUGAAUACGACCACGCGGAGUCGAACCCUACUUGUGAGUCCUGUGACCCAAUGCAGCGCCUGAGUCGUCCGCCUCGAGCUACGAACAUUCCAAUCGUUCAUUAUGGCAUCGUUGCAUCAGGAAACCAAGUUAUGAAGCAUGGAAGGACUCGCGAUCGGCUUGCGGAGGAGCAUGGGAUCAUGUGCUUCGAAAUGGAAGCUGCCGGUCUAAUGGAUACGUUUCCCUGCCUGGUCAUUCGGGGAAUCUCUGACUACGCGGAUUCACACAAGAACAACGAAUGGCAAGAGUAUGCUGCUGCCGCCGCUGCGGCCUACGCGAAAGAAUUACUCUGCAUGACUCCUGCUAGGCAGGUUGAAAUUACGCCAAAAACAGUGGAAGGUGAACCCCAGGCAGGUAGCAUCAUAUGGAAGUGA
Messenger RNA from Aspergillus lentulus, 1263 nucleotides. RefSeq lists its product as uncharacterized. NCBI's taxonomy places the organism in Eukaryota, Fungi, Ascomycota, Eurotiomycetes, Eurotiales, Aspergillaceae. Gene Ontology annotation, biological process: nucleoside metabolic process. Gene Ontology annotation, molecular function: catalytic activity. The record is from RefSeq and is a predicted model, not a curated record.